CUGUUAUCAUUGAUAUUAUUGUUGAUAUUCUAUUUUUUUUACUCUUCUUUUAAACUAUAUAAUGAAGAACACAAUUAAUGACAAUGAUGGCAACAACUAAUGAAUUUGGUCCUGAUUCUGGUGGUAGAGUUAAGGGAGUUACAAUAGUAAAACCAAUUGUAUAUGGUAAUGUAGCUCGAUAUUUUGGUAAAAAAAGGGAAGAAGAUGGACAUACUCAUCAAUGGACUGUAUAUGUUAAACCAUAUCUUAAUGAAGACAUGUCUACAUAUGUUAAAAAAGUACAUUUUAAAUUACAUGAAAGCUAUAACAAUCCUAAUCGUAUUAUGACUAAACCACCUUAUGAACUCACUGAAACUGGUUGGGGAGAAUUUGAAAUAGUUAUUAAAAUAUAUUUUCAUGAUCCUAAUGAACGUCCUGUAACCAUAUAUCACAUAUUAAAACUUUUUCAAACAACACCUGAGAUACAAUUGGGAAAAAAAAGUUUAGUGUCUGAAUUUUAUGAAGAAAUAGUUUUUCAAGAUCCAACAGCUUUAAUGCAACAUUUAUUGAAUUCUAAUAGACCUAUAACUCUUGGUGUUUGGCGUCAUAAUACAGAUUUUGAAGCUAAAAAGGAAUCUACAAUGAAAGCAAUAAUAGAAGCAAGAAAUAAAAUAAGAUUGGAAGUCAUAGAUCUUAAGGAAAAAUUGACAUUAGCAAAGGAAACAAUUGCUAAAUUCAAAGAAGAAAUUGCUAAGAUUUCUAAAGCUGGUGGAAGUUUGUCUGUUGCAUAAUUUAAACAUUAAAAAAGUUUUUUAAAUGUAUUAUAGCAUAAAGAAGAUAAUAAAAAAAGCACAAUAGUUUUUAUAAUUAAUUAAUAUAUAACAUAGCUUUAAUAUGAAAUGAUUACAUAAAUAGAUUAAAAAAUAUAUACAUAUAUAAUAAAAGUAAAAAAUAAUAUAUAUAAUAUAUUUUUUAAAUAUAUGUUUUAAUUGUUCAAUAGUAUUUACUAAUAAAUUUUCUGUAAAUACAUAGGAUUAGAAAACAAAGCAUAAAUUUGAUAUCAUAUAUAUGUGUCUGCAUAUAAUUAUGAUUUCAUUUUGCUUUUUGAAAGUGCUUAGAA
Molecule: messenger RNA, 1099 nt
Organism: Apis laboriosa (Himalayan honeybee)
Lineage: Eukaryota; Metazoa; Arthropoda; Insecta; Hymenoptera; Apidae
Gene: Gas41
Product: YEATS domain-containing protein 4
Exons: 4
Coding region: 78-770 (230 amino acids)
Biological process (GO): regulation of DNA-templated transcription
Source: RefSeq, a predicted model, not a curated record